This is a messenger RNA of Psilocybe cubensis, 339 nucleotides long. RefSeq lists its product as uncharacterized. Bases 1 to 339 code for a protein of 112 amino acids. NCBI's taxonomy places the organism in Eukaryota, Fungi, Basidiomycota, Agaricomycetes, Agaricales, Agrocybaceae. The transcript has 4 exons. The record is from RefSeq and is a predicted model, not a curated record.
AUGCGUUUCAGCAAAACAUUCUUCGCCCUUGUUGCAGCUAUUAGCGGAGCUGCUGCUUUUGACGGAGAUGCUACCUUCUUCUUCCCUGGACUCGGUGCUUGCGGCCUAGUUAACUCCGACAGCGAUUUCAUUGUGGCAUUAUCCACUACUCAAUUCCAAAGCGGCGCCAAGUGCGGCACUGUAAUACCCGAUGAAGUCAAUGGCCAAACCGUCAUGGCUCAAGUCGUCGACCUUUGUCCAGGUUGCGCGGCCAACGAUGUUGAUCUGUCCCCCGCAGCAUUCAGUGGCCUCGCCAGCACGGAUCUGGGUCGUAUCCAGGUUUCCUGGGACUUCGUCUAA